Molecule: messenger RNA, 1429 nt
Organism: Tupaia belangeri chinensis (Chinese tree shrew)
Lineage: Eukaryota; Metazoa; Chordata; Mammalia; Scandentia; Tupaiidae
Gene: COMMD8
Product: COMM domain containing 8
Exons: 4
Source: RefSeq, a predicted model, not a curated record
CAUUCCGUGCUCAGGUGCCCCUGGCGACCUGCUCUGAGUCCGUGUCACCCUUUUCCUACCAGUGCGCUUAUUUCUCCCUCCCCGCAGCUCCUGCACAAGACCAUCGAUGGCGUUUGCGGCCGAGCUUACCCUCCCUACCAGGAUUAUCACGGUGUGUGGGACGCCGCAGAAUGGAAGCACGUUCUCGAAGACAUUGCCACGUUUUUCAAAGCUGUGGUUGGUAAAAGUUUAUCUGAUGAAGAGAUACUUCAGCAGUUGAAUCAGUUGAAUUCAUCUCACCAGGAAGCUGUCAUGAAAUGCUUGAAAAGUAGGCGCGGUGAGAUCAGACAGGCUCUGCUCGGAGAGGUUGUUGAUAUCUCCUCUGUGCAGCUUCAGGAUUUCGAUUGGCAGUUAAAGCUUGCACUUUCUAGUGACAAGAUUGCUACAUUACAAAUGCCACUUCUAAACCUUCAUCUGGAUGUAAGAGAAAAUGGUGAACUAAGACCGUAUUCUGUUGAAAUGAGUAAAGAAGAACUACAGAAUCUAAUACAAUCUUUGGAAGCCGCAAAUAAGGUGGUCCUGCAGCUGAAAUAACCGGGUUCGCCGGGCUCCACGGCUGUCCGCAGCUCUGCUCCAGCCGAGACGCACUGAGCACCGAGUCCUGGACCACCGUGGCCACUGACGCCACAGCCGGGAAGGCGGCGGGGACUUCGAGACGCAGAUUCAUCACAUCCUUACGGAACAGGAAAGGACGUGUUUGACAGGAAAUGAUAACUGAAAGCUGAAAAAGCUGCAGUAGCGAUCUAUAUUUUCCUAAUGAUUGUGUUGUCUCAUUUAUUAAAUGUUUGAAAAAAUGUUGUAGAUACGCAGUUUAUUGAAAGCUAAAAAUAGGCUCCAAAGUAAUGCAAGGGAACGAAGCACAAGUACGCUUGGAUGUUGCUUUAAGAAUUACUCGACUAGCCAGGAUAUAUAUUAUGGGUAUGUAAGUAAUUUGUGAUAUUUUAAAAAGAACUUCUUAGAAGAAUGUGUAAGCUGCAUAUAUAACUCAGGACAUUCCAUAUUCUCAUAUUUCAAAGGAAACAUAAAAUGUAAAGUUUCUUAGAGGAAAUCUUUGUUAGACAUGAACACGAAAAAUAAACGUGUCAACAAUCGGCGAGUACGACGUCAGAAACUGCAGUCUGGAACACGGGAAAUGAAAGUGACACGGUUCGCUUUGGCGUGUCUGUUUGCCUGGAAGACUCCGUGCUCCGAUGAGAAGUAGAGACCAUUGUAUAGUGUAUAUAUUACUCUUCAAGUGUCACGUAAGGCAGGGUAGGUCCAUUUGUCAUCAAUUCUUCAUUUCACACACUUUGGGAUGUUAGCACAUUGACUGGAAAACAAAAACUUGUUAAUGUCCGUUAACUUUCAGUAACAAGCCUUCUGAACAAAUAAAUGUCAGAUUUUAUUUUUA